CGAAAGCUGUUAAGUUUGGACUACAUUGCUACCCGUGCUUCACUGACAUCUUUGAGUUGGAUAAGUUCGAACGAGUCUGCACCGAUUUUAGGUUUCACCUCUUAAACAGCCCGGAAUGGCUUUCCAGUGUCAGAGAGACUGUUAUAUGAAAGAGUUUGUCACCUCUGUGGUGUCCUGCUGUCCUGCGGAACUAAAACAAGAAGUGAAUGGAAGGAAAGAAACCCUUAAAGGUUUUAAUGUCCUGCUCAAAGAUACAAUUUUAUUCCCUGAGGGAGGAGGCCAACCAGAUGACCAUGGUCUGAUUGGAGAGGUUCCAGUUUUAAGGGUGACCAGGCAGGGACCGGAUGCAGUCCACUUUGUGACCUCACCUGUGGAGGUGGGUCAGGAGGUGCGCGUGACGGUAGACUGGGAGAGGAGAUUUGAUCAUAUGCAGCAACACUCAGGCCAGCAUUUAAUCACAGCUCUGGCAGAUGCAAUGUUUGGAUACAAGACCACUUCCUGGGACUUGGGACGUCACAGAAGCACAAUCGAACUGGACACUCCGUCUGUUAAAGCCGCGCAGCUUCAGGAACUGGAAGAAGCCGUGAAUGAGAAGAUUCGAUCUGGGAUUCCCGUCAGUGUUCAACUCCUUGAUUUAAGUGACCCUGCUGUGGAGAAAGUGAGAAGUCGGGGGCUGCCAGACGACCAUGCAGGGCCUAUUCGAAUCAUCGACAUGGAGGGCAUUGAUGCCAACAUGUGCUGUGGAACCCAUGUGACCAACCUCAGCCACUUACAGGUCAUAAAGCUGCUGGGAACAGAGAAGGGAAAGAAAAACAAAACCAACCUGAUCUUCCUUACAGGGAACAGAGUCCUGAAGUAUGCGGAGAAGAGCUACAGCACAGAGCGAUCGCUGGUCUCUCUCCUGAAGACAGGUCCAGACGAGCACGUCGAGGCCGUGGAGAAGAUCCAGAAGUCUGUCAAGUUGCUCCAGAAGAGCAACCUGAGUCUGCUGCGGGACAUGGCCGUCCUUAUUGCUCGGGACUUUAAGAACAACCCUCACAGAGGAAACUUCUUCAGCUUUCACAAAAAAGAAGGUGACAAUGAGUUCAUGAACAUCAUCGCCAAUGAAAUAAACACAGAGGAAACUCUGGUUUUCCUCACUGUUGGAGAGGAAAAGGGAGCCGGUUUGUUUCUCCUUGCUGGACCCAGUGGACAAGUCACUGAAUUAGGCCCACGGAUUUUGGAGUUGCUUCAGGGAAAAGGGGCGGGGAAGAACGGGCGUUUCCAAGGCAAAGCCAACAGCCUGGCGCGCAGAGAGGAGGUGGAGGCUUUCCUGAGGCAGCGCUGCAAACAUCACAGCUCAGAGGAAGAGUAAAGCCUGCAGCAGAGAGCGCCCCCUGGAGGGAAGACCUUAAACCCCAGAAAAAGAUGUGUACAGAACCCUAGAAUAAAGUCACAUUAUUGCAGUGGGAUGCUCAGUAGAACAUUUAGAAAAGUUUGAGCUUUAUUUAGGAGCAAAUUUAUACAUAAACAGUUUACAAAAUAACUGGCACAACUGCUGGCACCUGUUCUGCUAACAGAACAGGGUGUUUACACGGCUUCUCUAGAUUCUCACAGCUGUUCUACCAGAUUUCGGUCUGAGGCUUGGCCUGACCCAGAGAGAAGGUUCAACCUGUUUAGUGGCUCAUUCCCCCCCGAUGGCCCAUUUGCAGUUUUCUGGUGCAGUUCACCACAAUUCUAUUUAAAAUGUGAAAGUUGUAUUUCUAAGCGUUAAUGACGGCAGGUGCUGGAUGCUUUGCCCUCAGCAUCACAGGUCUCUCACCGUACUGAGGUGGUAACAGCUUGGGCUGUUUGAUGUGUGGCUCAUCUGAGGACAUGGAUGCAGCUAAAGCUACAGUUUAGCUUAGCAUGCGGAUAUUUGUAAUGUUAGGAGUUAUUACGGCAACCACAAGAUGCCACAGUAUGCUGCAGCUCUGUGACAGUUUGGGAGUUUUUGUCACCAUUUACACCCAUAAAAACCAGAAAGUCAUGAAUUAGACAUUUCUUGAAAAGUCAGAGAAAUGAAAUGUGUUGCAUUUGUUGUAUUAGUCAUUUUGUUAAACAUUUCUUAUUGUGGACUUUCUUCCAUGCUGAAUAAAGUUUGUCCAGAAUUAGGUUGUUUUCUAAACAUUUUAGUGACAUUCUGCAAUAUAUGUUGAGUUUAUAUUAUACAGAGCUCUGUACACAUCUUUACCAAAGAUGCCAGUUUGUCUAUUUCUGUAUGUACAUAUUAAUUAUUUUUGGUUUGCUGAAAUACUGGAGCACUUUUCUAAUGAUGUACAUAUUUCAAUGUGAAAUACUGACAGGUGGCUCCUAUAUCCAUGUGAAACACAGGAUGAUGAUUCAGGAUAGAAAUGCAGCCUCCGUUUAAAUCCAGCUGUUUUUACGGUGCACCGUCUGAGAUGCUUUUGUUGUUUAUUUUAUCUCCAUGUGAAACAU
This is a messenger RNA of Poecilia latipinna (sailfin molly), 2457 nucleotides long. RefSeq names its product alanyl-tRNA synthetase domain containing 1 (gene aarsd1). The coding region runs from base 116 to 1354 and encodes 412 amino acids. Gene Ontology annotation, biological process: alanyl-tRNA aminoacylation; regulation of translational fidelity. Gene Ontology annotation, molecular function: Ser-tRNA(Ala) deacylase activity; ATP binding; alanine-tRNA ligase activity. Lineage: Eukaryota; Metazoa; Chordata; Actinopteri; Cyprinodontiformes; Poeciliidae. The record is from RefSeq and is a predicted model, not a curated record. The transcript has 12 exons.